This is a messenger RNA of Hansenula ciferrii, 468 nucleotides long. It is a transcript of the gene DUT1, whose product is annotated as bifunctional dITP/dUTP diphosphatase. Lineage: Eukaryota; Fungi; Ascomycota; Saccharomycetes; Phaffomycetales; Wickerhamomycetaceae. Gene Ontology annotation, molecular function: magnesium ion binding; dUTP diphosphatase activity. Gene Ontology annotation, biological process: dUMP biosynthetic process; dUTP catabolic process. The transcript has a single exon. The coding region runs from base 1 to 468 and encodes 155 amino acids. The record is from RefSeq and is a predicted model, not a curated record.
AUGUCUACUGAACAAGAUUUGAAAAAAACUAAAAUUAAUGAUACUUUAAAAAUUUAUAAAAGAUCAGAAAAUGCAACAUUACCAACAAAAGGUUCAGUUUUAGCAGCUGGUUAUGAUAUUUAUAGUUCUGAAGAAUCUUUAGUUCCAUCUUAUGGUCAAGCUUUAGUCUCUACUGAUAUUUCCAUCAUUGUUCCAGUUGGUACUUAUGGUCGUGUUGCUCCUCGUUCUGGUCUUGCUGUUAAACAUGGUAUUUCAACAGGUGCAGGUGUUAUUGAUGCAGAUUAUAGAGGUGAAGUUAAAAUUGUACUUUUUAAUCAUUCCAAAGUUGAUUUUCAAAUUAAAAAAGGUGAAAGGAUUGCUCAAUUAGUUUUAGAAAAAAUUGUUAAUGCUGAUAUACAGGAAAUUAAUAUUGAUGAAUUAGAUAAUACUGAACGUGGUGUUGGUGGAUUUGGUUCUACAGGUAAAUAA